AUGUCUUCACCAGAUCCCUCGCCAAGUGAGAAAUUGACUAGCGAUGUCUUCCAGAUGAUGCAAAGGAUCACCGAUACACAYGACUUGAGUCUGGCAAUGCAGGCCACGGUGCACUUGGAGACUGCCAGCAGAGCUCUUUCUAAGGCAUUUGUUGACGAGAAAAUGCGGAUUGCGUGUUGCCAUGCCGCAGAAGCUCUGACACACCGCGCCAAAGAGCUGCUUCUAGAGGCUCAAGAGGCAGCAUCCCACGAUCAAGAGGCACGUUCGGGCGCUGAGGCUCUGACCCUUGUGGUUCUUCCAGGGAUCACAGCUGCUAUUGAUGCCAUCAAGAGCUUUGCCGAAAGUCGCAACAAUUGGGAGCAUAUUCGCCAGCAGCUACGAGGGGUUGCAGACAUCGCCCAAGAUGCUGACACACCCGAAAUCGACAUUUGGGAAGUGCUAGGCUAUCAAGAGGAUCAUUGA
Ramularia collo-cygni is the source of this 462-nucleotide messenger RNA. RefSeq lists its product as uncharacterized. The coding region runs from base 1 to 462 and encodes 153 amino acids. The transcript has 3 exons. Lineage: Eukaryota; Fungi; Ascomycota; Dothideomycetes; Mycosphaerellales; Mycosphaerellaceae. The record is from RefSeq and is a predicted model, not a curated record.